AAGACUUCAGACAGCAUAGCUAUACUUUACACUCGUCGAUUACUGGUAUCGCAACCACAAUCAUUUGUUUUCCAUUCAAAGUCUCAAAUAAAAAUUUGCACCAUGUUAACACAAAACAUUACAAAGUGCCUUGCAGUAUUAUUUAUAUUAUCAGCAUUGCUUGGAACUAUGAAAGCUGGUGAUAAUGAUAAUCAACCAAACGUUCAAGAAUCAAACAUUAAAGAAUCUCCACCACAACAAGCAUUGCUUGGAACUAUGAAAGCUGGUGAUAAUGAUAAUCAACCAAACGUUCAAGAAUCAAACAUUAAAGAAUCUCCACCACAACAAGUGAAUGCAAACGAAGUCCAAUAUCGAGAAGUCGUCGAGGCAGUUGGUACCAAUCCACAAGCAUUGGGCGAUUGGAUAUUUAAUGGAGUGGUCCCAGAACGUUCGUCCGUACCGUACGUGCCGCCAGAACAAAAUGAAUUUGGUUACGAUUAUGAUACAUCUUUGCCUUACACCGAAAAUCACAUGUCGUAAACAUGGCACGAUUGACAAACAUCAUGAAAACAUUUAUUUCUUUAAUAUUAUCAUAUUAAAUAUCAUUAUUAUAUUAUCAUAUUUUACAUAAAUCUAUAUUUUUAUUGUUUCAUAACCUAAUCCUAAAUUGGACAGUUGCUUUAACGUACAAUGGAUCUUAUUUUUAGUGGCAAACAAUUUAUUGUUUUAUUAUAGCUUAAAUACACAUAGUUUAUCACACUAGAUACCAUGUACAAUUCAAGAAUAUUAUCAAUUAUGUUUAAACUGAUUUAAAAAUAAUAAAUGUUUAUUAAAACGAAA
Molecule: messenger RNA, 819 nt
Organism: Adelges cooleyi (spruce gall adelgid)
Lineage: Eukaryota; Metazoa; Arthropoda; Insecta; Hemiptera; Adelgidae
Exons: 5
Coding region: 103-519 (138 amino acids)
Source: RefSeq, a predicted model, not a curated record